AUGGGCUGCAUGAAAUCAAAGCAAACUUUUCCAUUUCCUACCACAUUUGCACCAGAGAAGCAAGAUGAGAAUGAAGAAACCUUUAUGCCAGAACAGGAAUUUCUACCUAGGAUGCCUUCUCCAGUUCAUGUCAAUGAGGAAGUGAAGAAACCCCCAGUGCCCAACAUUGUGGUGCUUGAAUAUGCACACCGUCUAUCCCAGGAAAUUUUGCAUGAUGCCCUGCAGCAGUGGGCACGCAAUAACAUCAAGUACUAUGACAUCCCAUACAUUGAGAGUGACAGCGAGGGCCUUGAUGCUGUAGGAUGACAACUUUGUUGACCUGUGGAUAUAGUUGGUGCUAGUUUAAAUACAUGAAACAGAAGCAAACGCUGGUGUGCAUAUAAGUACAAAUAACUCCAUCUGGAUGUAGAAACUUGUCUAUGAUAAUGUCACUGGUGUA
Messenger RNA from Urocitellus parryii (Arctic ground squirrel), 439 nucleotides. RefSeq names its product A-kinase anchoring protein 19 (gene Akap19). Lineage: Eukaryota; Metazoa; Chordata; Mammalia; Rodentia; Sciuridae. Gene Ontology annotation, molecular function: protein kinase A regulatory subunit binding. The record is from RefSeq and is a predicted model, not a curated record.